Messenger RNA from Myotis lucifugus (little brown bat), 937 nucleotides. RefSeq names its product DNA dC->dU-editing enzyme APOBEC-3G-like. The record is from RefSeq and is a predicted model, not a curated record. Gene Ontology annotation, cellular component: nucleus; P-body; cytoplasm. Gene Ontology annotation, biological process: DNA cytosine deamination; defense response to virus; cytidine to uridine editing. The transcript has 5 exons. The annotation marks the transcript as partial. Gene Ontology annotation, molecular function: RNA binding; zinc ion binding; cytidine deaminase activity. NCBI's taxonomy places the organism in Eukaryota, Metazoa, Chordata, Mammalia, Chiroptera, Vespertilionidae.
GGUGCUGAUACACACAGGGAACGCCGUCAUGCAGAGUUGUGCUUCCUGGAUCGGGUCCGUUCUUGGCACCUGGAUGAGAGGAAGCAGUACAGACUCACCUGCUACAUCUCCUGGAGCCCCUGCCCUGACUGUGCCCAGGAACUGGUGGAAUUCCUGGGCGAGAACAGCCACGUGAGGCUGCGCAUCUUCGCUGCUCACAUCUACACCAUUGUCAGUGGAUAUGAGGAUGGGCUGCGCAAGCUGCAGGGCGCUGGGGCCCCACUCGCCAUCAUGACCCUCAAAGAGCACCAGCACUGCUGGGACACCUUCGUGGACAAACAGGGCCAGCCGUUCGAGCCCUGGACUGACCUGGUAGAACACAUUGAAACCAAAUCUCAGGAGCUGGAGAACAUUCUCAGGGUCCCUGCACUGGGCCCGGCCAUGCCCUGCUUGGCGGCCUCAGGAGAGUCAGGGAUGGGCACCCGGGGCCUGUCCUGUGGGGGCUCUGUGUCCUGUGCCCGGACCCUCCUCAGAACCCUGAUGGAUGCAACCACCUUCAGAGUCAACUUCAGUUACUACAGAGAGAGAAAAACAUACCUGUGCUACGAGGUGGAGGUCCGGGAGGGUGACGCAUGGGUCCCAGUAAAAAAGCUCCAGGACUUCCUGCGCAACCAGGGAGCUGACACACACUGGGAACCUCGUCAUGCAGAGUUGUGCUUCCUGGAUGGGGUCCGUUCUUGGCACCUGGAUGAGGGGAAGCAGUACAGACUCACCUGCUACAUCUCCUGGAGCCCCUGCCCUGUCUGUGCCCAGGAACUGGUGGAAUUCCUGGGUGAGAACAGACACCUGAGGCUGCGCAUCUUCGCUGCUCGAAUCUACAGCAUUGUCAGUGGAUAUGAGGAUGGGCUGCGCCAGCUGUGGGACGCUGGGGCCCCACUCGCCAUCAUGACCCUCAAAG